This is a messenger RNA of Papaver somniferum (opium poppy), 1322 nucleotides long. Its product is annotated as ribonuclease 1-like. Gene Ontology annotation, biological process: RNA catabolic process. Lineage: Eukaryota; Viridiplantae; Streptophyta; Magnoliopsida; Ranunculales; Papaveraceae. Gene Ontology annotation, cellular component: extracellular region. Bases 33 to 863 code for a protein of 276 amino acids. The record is from RefSeq and is a predicted model, not a curated record. The transcript is spliced from 2 exons. Gene Ontology annotation, molecular function: RNA binding; ribonuclease T2 activity.
UAUUCUUCAAUAGCUUACUCUGUUUUCACAAAAUGAAGCCUUCAAUAUUUCUUCUUCUUAUUCUAGCUUUAAUCACCGUCUCACCCUCCUCAUCAUCACUACAUUCACUCUCUAGUCCAUCCUUACUCUCAAACUCAUCAUCAGAUUUACAACAAUUCAGCAUAAAUGAAGAUGGAACAAAUGCAGCUCCUGCUCCUACUGCAGGUUUCACAAACUUCAGUUUAGUUUUGCAAUUUUCUAAAUCGUUAUGCAACUUUCCAGCUUAUAACAAGAAAUGUGACAAAAAAUGGAAAGAGGACUUGCCCAAUAGGUUUACAAUACAUGGCCUUUGGCUGAAUUUUGGUCGAAACCCUAAGCCUGCUCCUCCGAGUCCACGCAAAGAUAUCGAAUUAUCCAAGUUGCUAAAUGAAAGAGUUCUAGUCAAUAAACUGUACAAUGAUUGGUUAUAUGCUUAUUUCGUCCCAAGUGGUAAUGGUCCAAAGGAAGUUGACAGGAAGACCUCAGUGUGGAGAUUUUGGACCCAUGAAUGGGAUAAUCACGGAGUUUUCUCUCAACUUUCCACUGUAGACUACUUUCGCAACACGGACAAUCUCUUCGACCAGUUAGGAGACAUUUAUGGCCAAUUUGCUCAACUGGGAUUAAUUGUAAAGGGAGAGAUUAAUGUCACCCAGGCUUCUGAAGUUCUAACACGGGAACUCGGAGUAAAACCCUUAAUGAAAUGCCUAUUUAACAGUAAAGGUGACCAACUGUUGUUUGAGAUCCAGGUUACCAUCCGCAAAGGAGAUCUGGCUAGGCUUCAUCAUUCUCAGUCUCCGCUGAAAGGGCACAACUGCACCGGCCAUAUGGCUGGUCUCAAGAUAUAGGGUUCUCUUAUGGCAUGAAAAAAACAUGUAGUAUGUGGGUCUUUAGUAGUAAGUAAGUUUGGGAUAAGAAUAAAGAAGCAUGUACCGGCUUGGCUGAAAAAUUGGAUGUUGUCUUUUCUGUAAUUUUUCCAAGUUUAAUGUCAGAAAAAAUAUAUCUUUCUUCUUGUUAAUUCUCUUGUGCUUAAAUUUUCAUUGGUCUUUAACUCACCACACUACAAAACAAACGUUCGCCAACAACCACAGUUAGCAUCUAAGAUUGGUCAAUUGUUGCCAUUGCUGACAAGCAAACACUGUAAGUCGUGAUUAUCAACCCGGUUUCCUUUUCCCCAAUCUCCAUCGAAUCGCUGUGGAUGGAUUUAUUGAUUGAUGGCCUUGUCAGGUCUUGCACCUGAUAUCUAUGCCUUGUCUUGACCCAAUUGUUAAAUGAAGAUUCAGUGCAUUGUGGAUCAAGAACUUAAG